This is a messenger RNA of Poecilia latipinna (sailfin molly), 739 nucleotides long. Its product is annotated as RNA polymerase II-associated protein 3-like. The record is from RefSeq and is a predicted model, not a curated record. NCBI's taxonomy places the organism in Eukaryota, Metazoa, Chordata, Actinopteri, Cyprinodontiformes, Poeciliidae. The annotation marks the transcript as partial. Gene Ontology annotation, molecular function: protein binding. Gene Ontology annotation, cellular component: protein folding chaperone complex. The transcript is spliced from 4 exons.
CAGAACGCCAUAAUUAAAGCACAUUCAUAUCCGGCCUCUUUUAAUCCAAUGAUGGUUCCGUUUUGCUAAGCUGUUAGCUGCUGGAGUAUCACAAAACGUGAUUCUCGUGUUUUACCUCGAUGCUGCUGCUGCUGCUGUUGCUUGGAUGUGAAGACUAAAGCACAGAGAAGUGAAGUGAAAGAGUUUUCCAAAAAUAAAUGUCUGUUUGGCAGAGGGAAGCAUGUCCGGGGAGGACAAGGCCGUGGAGUUACAGCUGCAGAUACGGCAGAAUGCGGAGGAUCUUCACAGUUUCAUGAGGGAGCUGGACAACUGGGAGGCAGACAUCAAGAGGAAGGAUCAGGAGCUGAGGACUGGACGAGUCCAGGAGCUCCAGAAAACCCUUCCACCUGUGCGUAACAAGGGAUACAGGUCAAAGAUGAGGGAGAAGAGGAGGAAACAGGCGCCUGCUGCUGACGGCGACACGAACGCAGAGGAGCCCAGACCAGCUUCCAGACUCAAAUCCUGUGAUUAUCGAUCGUGGGACAAGUUCGACGUGGAUAAAGCUCUGGCAGAAAUGGACAAGGAGGCCGAGUCCAACGAGUCCGACCAGGAGGAGGUGGACAAGGACAGAGCUCUGGCUGAGAAGGAGAACGGUAACAAGUUGUUUAAAGAGGGGAAGUAUGACGAGGCCAUAGAGUGUUACACUAGAGGGAUGGCUGCUGAUCCAUACAACCCUGUGCUUCCCACCAACAGAGCCACG